UUGAACCCUGUUGGCCACCGUCGGCGGCGGAAGAGCACCGCUCCAUCCGGGUUCCGCAAUCCUGGACGUCGUUAGGGGGUUGCACGGCGCCGCGCUCCCCGGGCCUCAGGCAGCUCGGUGCGGGGCCUCGGCUCGGCCGGCGCUUUCCCGGGCCCGUGGCCGCUGCGCCACCGGCAGCCGGGCCGAUCGCCAUGGCGACGCCGGCGGCGCUGGAGCGCUGGGUGCAGGAGGAGCUGCACUCGGUGCUGGGACUGAGCGAGCGGCACGUCGCGCAGUUCCUGAUCGGCACCGCACAGCGCUGCGCCUCCGCCGAGGAAUUUGUGCAGCGCCUGCGCGACACCGACACGCUGGACCUCGGCGGGCCGGCGCGGGACUUCGCGCUGAGGCUGUGGAGCAAGGUACCGCGGAAGACGGUGGUGGAAAAGCCAGCUCGGGCAGCAGAGCGAGAGGCCAGAGCCCUGCUGGAGAAGAACCGCACCUACAAGUUGCUGGAAGACAGCGAGGCGAGCAGUGAGGAGGCCCUGGGCAGGGCUGGGGGCGGUCUCCAGAAGAAGCGGAAAAAACGGAGACACCUCAGGAAGAAACACCAGGAGGAGGAAGACGAAGAGGAGGAAGAGGUUUCUGAGACUGGGAAGAGGAAGCCAGGGGGUCAUAAGUUGCCCACGGAGGAAAAGCCGGCCUCAGAAGAUGAGUGGGAACGGACGGAGCGGGAGCGCCUUCAGGACUUGGAGGAACGGGAUGCUUUCGCGGAGCGAGUUCGGCAACGGGACAAGGAUCGGACCCGAAAUGUGCUGGAGCGGUCAGAUAAGAAGGCUUAUGAAGAGGCUCAAAAGCGCCUCAAGAUGGCUGAGGAAGACCGGAAGGCCAUGGUCCCUGAGCUGCGCAAGAAAUCCCGCCGAGAGUACCUGGCAAAACGGGAGCGGGAGAAGCUGGAGGACCUGGAGGCCGAGCUGGCUGAUGAGGAGUUCCUCUUUGGGGACGUCGAGCUGAGCCGCCAUGAGCGCAGGGAGCUCAAGUACAAGCGGCGUGUUCGGGACCUGGCCCGGGAGUACCGGGCAGCCGGGGAGCAGGAAAAGCUGGAGGCCACCAACCGCUACCACAUGCCCAAGGAGACCCGGGGACAGCCAGCUCGAGCCGCGGACAUUGUGGAUGAGGAAUCAGGCGCCCCAGGGGAGGAGCAGCGGCGCUGGGAAGAGGCCCGACUAGGGGCUGCAUCCCUGAAGUUUGGGGCCCGAGACGCCGCUGCCCAAGAACCGAAGUACCAGCUGGUGCUGGAGGAGGAUGAGACCAUCGAGUUUGUCCGUGCAACUCAGCUCCAGGGUGACGAGGAACCAUCGUCGAUCCCCUCUUUAUCAGCCCAGGACCAGCAGAAAGAGUCCAUCCAGGCUGUUCGCCGCAGUUUGCCGGUGUUUCCCUUCAGGGAGGAGCUCCUGGCUGCCAUUGCCAAUCAUCAGGUCCUCAUCAUCGAGGGUGAGACGGGCUCCGGGAAGACCACACAGAUUCCUCAGUACCUCUUUGAGGAAGGUUAUACAAAGAAGGGUAUGAAGAUUGCCUGCACCCAGCCCCGGAGAGUGGCGGCCAUGAGUGUGGCUGCCCGAGUGGCCCGGGAAAUGGGAGUGAAGCUUGGGAAUGAGGUUGGCUAUAGCAUCCGCUUUGAGGACUGCACAUCAGAGCGAACGGUCCUUCGCUACAUGACUGACGGGAUGCUUCUCCGGGAGUUCCUCUCUGAGCCUGACCUUGCAAGUUACAGUGUGGUGAUGGUGGAUGAAGCUCAUGAGCGGACACUGCACACGGACAUUCUCUUUGGGCUGAUCAAGGAUGUUGCUCGAUUCCGACCCGAGCUCAAGGUCCUGGUAGCUUCAGCCACGCUGGACACUGCCAGGUUUUCCACCUUCUUUGACGACGCCCCUGUCUUCCGAAUCCCUGGACGCAGGUUUCCAGUUGACAUCUUCUAUACCAAGGCCCCAGAGGCUGACUACCUGGAAGCUUGUGUUGUGUCUGUGCUGCAGAUCCAUGUGACCCAGCCACCCGGAGAUAUUCUGGUGUUCCUGACUGGGCAGGAGGAGAUCGAGGCCGCCUGCGAGAUGCUCCAGGAUCGCUGUCGCCGACUGGGCUCCAAAAUCCGGGAGCUCCUGGUGUUGCCCAUUUAUGCCAACCUGCCCUCCGACAUGCAGGCUCGCAUCUUCCAGCCCACACCCCCAGGGGCCCGAAAGGUGGUUGUGGCAACAAACAUUGCAGAAACCUCGCUCACCAUCGAAGGCAUCAUUUACGUGCUGGAUCCAGGGUUCUGUAAGCAGAAGAGCUACAACCCCCGCACAGGCAUGGAGUCGCUCACAGUCACACCCUGCAGCAAGGCCUCAGCCAACCAGCGGGCUGGCCGUGCGGGUCGCGUGGCUGCAGGGAAAUGCUUCCGCCUGUACACCGCCUGGGCCUACCAGCAUGAACUGGAGGAGACUACGGUUCCCGAGAUCCAGAGGACUAGCCUGGGCAAUGUGGUGCUACUACUCAAGAGCUUAGGGAUCCAUGACCUUAUGCACUUUGACUUUCUGGACCCUCCACCAUAUGAGACCCUGCUGCUGGCUUUGGAACAGCUCUAUGCACUUGGAGCCCUUAACCAUCUUGGAGAACUCACCACGUCUGGUCGAAAGAUGGCAGAGCUGCCCGUGGACCCCAUGUUGUCUAAAAUGAUCUUGGCCUCUGAGAAAUACAGCUGUUCAGAGGAGAUCCUGACAGUGGCUGCCAUGCUCUCUGUCAACAACUCCAUCUUCUACCGGCCCAAGGACAAAGUCGUCCAUGCUGACAAUGCCCGUGUCAACUUCUUUCUCCCUGGAGGGGACCACCUGGUUCUGCUAAACGUGUAUACACAGUGGGCUGAGAGUGGCUACUCUUCCCAGUGGUGCUAUGAGAACUUUGUCCAGUUCCGAUCGAUGCGCCGAGCCCGGGAUGUGCGGGAACAACUGGAGGGGCUCCUGGAGCGUGUGGAAGUUGGUUUGAGCUCCUGCCAAGGAGACUACAUCCGAGUGCGCAAGGCCAUCACAGCGGGUUACUUUUACCACACGGCGCGGCUGACGCGGAGUGGCUACCGCACAGUGAAGCAGCAGCAGACAGUGUUCGUUCAUCCCAACUCCUCCCUCUUUGAGCAGCAGCCACGCUGGUUGCUCUACCAUGAGCUCGUCCUGACCACAAAGGAGUUCAUGAGACAGGUACUGGAGAUUGAGAGCAGCUGGCUUUUGGAAGUGGCUCCCCAUUACUAUAAGGCCAAGGAACUAGAAGACCCCCAUGCCAAGAAAAUGCCCAAAAAAAUAGGCAAGACUCGGGAAGAGCUGGGCUAGAGAUGCUCAGAGGGACCUGACCACGGAGCUGCCUUUCCUUCCACGAUUUAUUUAAUAUUGAUCGAAUAAAAUUAUUUUUGGAAUGAAGUGUGUGGGAGCUUUGGGAUCCAGAAAAAGGACAUGAAA
Messenger RNA from Nannospalax galili (Upper Galilee mountains blind mole rat), 3458 nucleotides. It is a transcript of the gene Dhx16, whose product is annotated as DEAH-box helicase 16. Gene Ontology annotation, cellular component: catalytic step 2 spliceosome; intracellular anatomical structure. The transcript has 20 exons. The record is from RefSeq and is a predicted model, not a curated record. Bases 192 to 3332 code for a protein of 1046 amino acids. Gene Ontology annotation, molecular function: RNA binding; ATP binding. NCBI's taxonomy places the organism in Eukaryota, Metazoa, Chordata, Mammalia, Rodentia, Spalacidae.